CAUCACCUUUCACCAUUUCAUUAAUCAUCAAGAAAAAAAAAAAUACGUCAGACAUGGCUGUAUGGGCAUAGUUCCCUUUGCCUUACCCUUCGGGGAAAACCAAACAAAAAAAAAAAAAAAAAUCAAGUCAGCUUGGUGCAGUCAGGAGGUUUCGGCGCUGCGGAAGCUAAAUUAAUCGUUUUAUAAAGAGAAAAAGAAGAACCUUAGUGAUACAGUAUGGCUGGACAAGGACACCAGUUUCCAGGCAACUUUCAGGGCAAUGCCGGCGCCAUGCGGUCCGGUUUUGGCGGCGGGCCGAUGGGCGGGCAAAUGCAAUCAAUGCCUAACCAGUUAGCCGGUGUGAUGGGUGGUCCGAUGGGUAACACAGGAGGGAUGGUCGGGAUGGGCAACCCAAUGGUGCCUCCUUAUGCUGCAGCUAUGCAAAAUCAGAUGGGGUCUAUGGGUAUGGGACCACAGGGCAUGGGAGUUGUUGGUGGACAACAGCAAGGAGGACUCGGGCCUCCGCAGGUCCCACAGCAAGGCCAGAUGCAGGCAGCGGGCGUGGCUGGCGUGACGGCUUCGGCGCCGCCGCCCCCCGCCGCGCCGCCCGCCGCUCCACCUCCGCAGAACAAGGAGUUCAACACUGCUUCCCUCUGCAAGUUUGGUCAGGAAACAGUUCAAGACAUCGUGAGUAGGACUCAAGAAGUUUUCCAGACUUUAAAGGCUAUCCAACCUCCGAACGGCACCCAGCACGGCGAGAACGCGAGCAACGACAAAAAGGCGAAGAUGCAGGAACAACUACGUACCAUUAGGCUGCUGUUCAAACGGCUGCGGCUCAUAUACGAGAAGUGUAAUGAGACUUGUCAGGGUAUGGAGUAUACACAUAUGGAGAGUCUGAUUCCUCUGAAAGACGAAGCAGAUAACAAGACUUUGGACGAGCGACGAAACACGGAGGCGUAUAGGCUGGCUUUGGACGAGAACAGGGAUUUGACGGAACAGGUGGUGUUAAAGAAUAAGCAGCUGAAAGAAGUGAUCACGAAUUUGAGGACAAUUAUAUGGGAAAUAAACGUGAUGUUGACUAUGCGGAGGUCGUAAUCUGAAUCGUAUUGUAUAAGGUACUAGAUUUAAUUUUAUUAUUGAAAUGUCUCUUAAAGAAAGGCCCCCUGGCCUUUCAAAGGUUAAAAAGGCCACAAAAAAUCCAAAGCCAUUCAUCUGAAAAAGCAAUUUUGCUAUUUGACAUUUGUGUGUAUUGCGCACUUUUAUAUGCGCAAAUGUCAAAUAGCAAAAUUGCUGUUUUAGAUGAAUUUCUUCGAUGUGGCCUUUUUAACCCCCAGGUCAAGAGUAGAUACUCUAAAGGAAGCGAAAGUGGUUUGUCAGGAUCGUAGCAAAUUGAAUUCGUGGUCUCUACCCGUUCUUAUGAGAAAAAAUCUUGAUCAUAAUUAUAAUACAGGGUGUUAGUGACACUGUACUGAAAAAAGAAUAAAAAAAGUAAAUUAUUUAUUGCAUCAAUGUUGGUGUGUACAUCGGCAUCGUUCGCCAAACUGCAAAGCUGCGCAGCAGUUUGAUGGCAGAAAGGUCACUCUUUUGUUUUUUUAUUCAACAUUUUAUUUUAGUAUGGUAUGGUUCAGAAGGAGGUGUUCAAGUUUACAAUUAUGACAACAAUAAUACGGUGGAAGGUAAUCUAAAUAUAUAUAAAAGGAGAAACUGACUGACUGACAUAUCAACGCACAGUCUAAACGGCUAAACGUAGGCACUUGAAAUUUGGAAGGGACGUAGGUUAGGUACCGUAGAGGUGCACUAAGAACGGAAUUCCCGGAAUUCCCACGGGAACGGGAAUUAGCGGCAAAAUCCUUUUGUAUGAAAAAUCUAAAUCGCUUAAGUUAGACGCUUGAAAUUUGGCAUGCAGGUACCUUAGUUAACUUAAAGCUUAGUUGCAACAGGAUAUUGCAAAAUUCCCACGGAAACGGGAGUUAGCGGGAAGAAACAUUUGUAUGAAAAAAUCUAAACUGCAUAAGUUAGAUGCUUGAAAUUUGAUAUGCACCCCCCACACACACAAAGAUCUCUCUUUUAUAACACGCCACGCGGACGAAGUCGCGGGCAAAAGCUAGUCCCUUAUAUAUCCCUUAUAGAUUGUUCUAAAUAUUUAAAUAGAACAUCUACAUGAUUGUACUAAAAACGAUUGUAGGUGUUUUUCUUGUCGGAAAUGUUUAAUUAUGGUUUUGGAGAUAUUACUGCGUGGCAAAGAUUUUUGAUUGUUUCGUUUUAUAUUUGGAUUAUAUGCAGCUUAUAUAGCACAAUAUACCUAAGUCUGAAAAUAAUUUAAAAUUUUCAUUAAUUUUGCGACAGGAAAUUCAACUUGAUAUCAACUCGGAAUCAUGGCCUGAAUCAUCUCUCAAAGUUUUCGUUACGGUGUCACUGACACCCUGUUUUUGUAUUGUAAUUGGGUAAUUACAUCAGUUCAGUUCUAAGAUACAUAUUGUUGUAGUCGAAAACUAAAAUACCCACAAUAAAGGUCAAUGCUCCCUGUCGUCAUAUAACCAAGCGCCAGUCUGAUUUACGUGUGUGAUAACAAACGCGGAAUGCGCGUGAAUUUAGGAUGAUAACCAGCUGAACGGAUUCUAUGUAUUUCUUUAGUUCAGGCAACUGUAUAUACUAUAUAAUAUAUACCCUAUAAAUACCCCUUAAACGUAGCAUGAUAUAUCUCUGGUUUUAUUCGCGCUAGACGGUGUACUAUAUCUUUGUUUCUAUAUCUUGUGUCUAUAUCCUGCUGUCAUUCUUAUUAUGCUACGUUUGUCGGGGUAUAACCAUUCUUUACAUCCAGUUAGGCAUUUUUCGUACCUACCUGAAGUCACAACCCGGACAUUUCAUACAUUUACAUAUAAAUGGACGUUUGAAGACUUAAGUAAAAUCGAGGGGGGUGAGGUAAACCUAGCUCAGCCGCUGGUGGGGAGCGGCGAGUUGCCGUUCUAUACACAGUUUUAUGCCUUUAUCUAUGCUGCAGCGUAAGGAGUGGGCAUAUCUGUACUUCCUUUGUAUUUGUAAAUAUCUAAAUCUAAUUCUGUGAUAUAAUAUCCGUUAAUGUAACUGGCGUGAACAUUUUAUUACUGUAUUGUAAGUUAAAUGAAAAUAAUAGGUGUAAGUAUCAGUUUGAUAAGAAAACUUCACUGUAAUAAUACAUUGUUGCAUUGUGUACAUAAUGAUAUUGUUAAGGUUUUGAUGGUGUAAUAAAAUAUGCACUUAUUUUUCUGAA
Pectinophora gossypiella (pink bollworm) is the source of this 3229-nucleotide messenger RNA. RefSeq names its product mediator of RNA polymerase II transcription subunit 30 (gene MED30). The record is from RefSeq and is a predicted model, not a curated record. The transcript has 8 exons. Gene Ontology annotation, biological process: positive regulation of DNA-templated transcription. The coding region runs from base 217 to 1074 and encodes 285 amino acids. Gene Ontology annotation, cellular component: mediator complex. Gene Ontology annotation, molecular function: transcription coregulator activity. Lineage: Eukaryota; Metazoa; Arthropoda; Insecta; Lepidoptera; Gelechiidae.